AUGAUCAAUGAGGUGUCAAAAGUACAUAACGACAAUGUCUGUGUGCCUGGUGAUGUCUUUGGAUAUGCCCAGGAAAGUUUGUCCACAACUUACAAAACAACGGACGAGUUUCAAAGCACCUUCAAUGAAUCUGGUACAAAGUAUAUGGACAAAGUAGCAAAAGGCUGUUCACAAGCUAAAGCAUGUUUCGAAAAUCCUAAAGAAUGCUUGGAGAGCAUCCUAGAUGCUAACAAAGAUAAGUUUUCCUAUUUGUCCGAUCUUGUCAAAAUACCUUUAACGUGGUCAUGGCCAGAAUUACUCUUCAGUAGCUUUAUUGCUGGGAUUUUAAUCUUGUCGUUAUAUUAUUUGCUCAAGUUUGUAAUAUCUCACAAAUUACUAAAAAGAAGUACUCUGCUUUACUUACUUACAGGCUUUGCAUUCAUCCUGCUUACUAUUUGCUUACUGCCAGAUGCGCCUGAGCAAAUCAGCACUCUCUUUAAUUCUUUCUCUGAGUGGGUGAAAAGUACUUCUGAGGAGCUAAAAUUAAGUGAGAAGAUCAAUGUAUUUUUCCAAGAAGUUUCUAAUUUCUUGGAGGUAUCAUGGAAUGCCAUUCGUGAUUGUUCGUUAUACAUUUAUGAAAGCCUGGGCAAUUCAAUAUAUUACAUUUUGGCAUAUUUCUCACUAAUGCUGAGAAAGCUAAGCUCUGAAAAAACUCAAUAA
Molecule: messenger RNA, 699 nt
Organism: Vittaforma corneae ATCC 50505
Lineage: Eukaryota; Fungi; Microsporidia; Nosematidae
Exons: 1
Coding region: 1-699 (232 amino acids)
Source: RefSeq, a predicted model, not a curated record